AGCAGAGUGUCAAGCAAGCACUUUUCCCAGGUAGAACGCAGGGUGGUGAGCGCAGAGCUACCGAGCCUGCACAGAUACUAACUAGGUGGCAAGCCUCUGUCCCUCAGGGCUGAUGAAGCUGGGGACAGUGCCUGGGGCACAGAAAGAAUCCAUACAUCAUCCGGUGCUGUGAUCCUUGUUUCCCAAAACAGGAAACCUGAGCACAGAGGUUAACGUCCCUGAGGACCCACAGCAGCAGAGAUUUCAAUCAAUAUUUUAAAGGCAGGCGCGUAAGAUUCAUCUAUGUUCUUGUUUUCUUUCUUUUUCUUUUCUUCUUUUUUUUUUUCUUCUGCUCACAUAUAACGUAUUUUGUGGAAUGAGUUUCCAGAGCAAUCAAAUUUUACCAAAUCACAAUGGCCAAACACAAUCAGGGGCUCUGGCAGGGAGCGGGGAUUACUAAAGAGGAAAAAAUAAGAUCUAAAUAAACGACUUGUAGGGUAGCCCACAGUGCCCAGGACGGUACCCCUUUGAGCACGUUCUACCCGUCCCAGACACCCCUCCAUCCCAGGCAAACCGGGACAGCUGGUGGCCAAACCCUUAGCUCACCUUUGAACCAUCCUGAACAACAAACUGACCCACGCCCAAAUGUCCAGAAAGUCCCUGCUGGCGCUCCGACCCGCUGUCCUGAGCUGGAUCGUUCUGCUUUGAAGGGGCAUCGCCUUAUCACCCUCCCCCAGAUCCUUGGCCUUUCGGGGCCCAGAACGCUACGGAAGCCCGGCGGCCAGGAGGGGUUGGGCUCCCGCUCUAUAGCGGCUCCCCUCCCCAGGCCAGCACGCGGCCAGGCGGAGGAAACGCCGGAGCUCAGAGAGCGCAGAGCCCGGCCACUGGGCAGCCGCCUGACCCAGGAAGCACAGAGCGAGCUCCCACUUCGUCUUCAUGGAUUCCCAGCCCAGCUGCGUGGUGGUGACUGGAGCUCUCCAAGCUGGGCCUGGGGAAUGACACAGUGGUGCAGCUGCGGACUCUGGAGCUGCCUGUAGACUACAGGGAGGCUAAGCGGAGGGUCACCGGAAUCUGGGAAGAUCAUCAGCCACAACUCGUCGUGCAUGUGGGCAUGGACACCUCCGCCAAGGCGAUCAUUCUGGAACAGUCUGGCAAGAACCAAGGCUACCAGGACGCCGACAUCCGGGGCUUCCGGCCGGAGGGCGGCGUGUGCCUACCUGGCGGCCCAGACAUGCUGGAGUCAGGGGUCUGCAUGAAGGCAGUCUGCAAGCACGUAGCUGUGGAGGAUGUCGAGGUGCUAUUUUCUCGAGAUGCAGGCAGAUACGUCUGUGAUUAUACCUAUUACCUCUCUCUGCAUCACGGAAAGGGCUGCGCGGCACUCAUUCAUGUCCCUCCACUAUCGCGUGGGCUCCCGGCCAGCCUGCUGGGAAGAGCCUUGCAAGUCAUCAUCCAGGAAAUGCUGGAAGAGUGUGGAAAGCCGGAGUGCAAAGCCCGGUUCGAAGAAAACUCAACCAUGGUGCUACCAGCCAAAGGGAACUGACCGGGGCAUUGCUCCUUUAGAGAAGAUUGAACGUUUCAAUCCUGUGUGUAGCAUUCAGCUGUGCAUUGAGAAACUUUUUCAAAAAUUGCUUGUAAGACAAAGAGGGGGAAAAACUUUUUGUGAUUUUGUUGGGCUAUUUUAUUGUCGGGAGAAAGAACACUCUGAAAGGUGGACAUUUCACGGGAUGAACUAGCUUCAGUUACGGUUUUCAUGACAAUAAAAUGAAAUCCGAGUCAUCUGUUUUCUUCUAAAAAUCUACACAGUGGGUCUAUGUGAUCCUGCCCAGACUACGGGGACCACAAACCUGUUUUGGAGAGGCUUACAGAAGCAUAGAGACAGCCACUGCUCCAGGGGCCCCAUUCCUUGCCUUAGAGCUUGUGUGUCCAGGUCCUGGGUAGCCUUGAAGCCACUGAGACUCUACUGUAUGAUUUCUCUGUCUCUGUGUUUGCCCCUUUUAUUACUUACUCAUUUUAAUAAUUUUCAAGCUUACAGUUCAGUAGUAUACAGUACAUUUACUUGUUGCACAACCGUUGCCACCAUCCAUCUCCAGAACUUUCUCCUCAUCCCAAACCAAAACUCUAGGCCUGUUAACUCCCUAUUCCUUCUUCUUCCCAGCCCCUGGCGCCCACCAUUCCACCCUCCAUCCCUAUGAAUCUGACUCUAGGUAGCUCACAUGAGGGAGUCAUGCAGCACUGGUCCUCUUGCAUCUGGCUUAUUUCAGCCUCAUGUCCUCCAGGUUCAUCC
Molecule: messenger RNA, 2263 nt
Organism: Cercocebus atys (sooty mangabey)
Lineage: Eukaryota; Metazoa; Chordata; Mammalia; Primates; Cercopithecidae
Gene: PGPEP1L
Product: pyroglutamyl-peptidase I-like
Biological process (GO): proteolysis
Source: RefSeq, a predicted model, not a curated record